AUGAGCUCAAGAACAUUCGACCCAGACCGAGACCCGCGGCGCCUUGUUGACAGUGGAGGGGGCGGUGACCAGCGGCCUGCGGAGGAAGAUCGGCCUGUGAACUCUCUGCUCGUGGUGCUGAGGCUGCUGCACCCCGCCGAGAUGGAGGAGGUGGACAAGAUACUCAUCCUCACCCUCAAUCAUCUGGGCUGUGACAUUGAUGAGGAUAUCAAGACGGUCGGCAGCUUUGGUAUUGCUGAGGUGGUGGGGGGCAUCGUGAGGUGUGUGCGGGCCAUCUCCAGUGACUGUGACCUCCCCACCUCACUGCCGCAGAACAUGGCCCAGCGCUUUAGGGCUGCUGCAGCUGUGGCUCAGGCUGUAAAGGGUGAAAAUGAGAGUGUGAAGCUAGAACUUCUCAUUAGUGAUAAAAAGGUUUCUGAGACCACCCAUGCCGUUCCUGGGACAGACUCCACGGUAUUACCUCCACAAAUAGCCAGACACAUGGAGGGUGUGCAGAGACACAAAGAAAAGAUAUUGGAGGAUAUAGGUGGGCUGAGAGACAAGAUGAAGGCAAUGGUGCAGGAGGCCUCUAGGAAGGAGUCUGCAGAGGCUCAGCUUAAAGAACAAGUGGAAAAAAUCACCAAAGAUGUCAACAGAUCAGUGUACACCAAAAGGAUAAUAGACAUCAGUGCUAAAGUUCGGAAGCAGAAACAGGAGAUCGACAGAGUGCUUGCUGACACCAGGACCAUACAGAAGGAGAUCAACAUCCUUUCAGGAAAGCUUGAAAGAACCUUCACAGUUGUUGAAGGAACAGCAUAUAAGGAGGCAGCAAACAACGAGCGUGUGCGGCAAGUGUACCGAGCCGUUGCAGCUGUGCAUGAGGGCUGUGGUGAGCUGGUAGACAUUGUACGGGAGACCGGGGCAACACAGAGGGAGAUAUCUGACCUCAGGGAACAGGUUGACCUAGAAAAAAGCAAAAAUGUUGAAGAAAAGCUGGAGCAGCUGAAAGUGGAUUUGAAUCAAGUGAAAAAGGAAAAUGCAAGUUUAAAGAAGCAAAUCAGAUGA
Eriocheir sinensis (Chinese mitten crab) is the source of this 1044-nucleotide messenger RNA. RefSeq names its product coiled-coil domain-containing protein 22 homolog. The record is from RefSeq and is a predicted model, not a curated record. Gene Ontology annotation, biological process: positive regulation of ubiquitin-dependent protein catabolic process. Gene Ontology annotation, molecular function: cullin family protein binding. The transcript is spliced from 8 exons. NCBI's taxonomy places the organism in Eukaryota, Metazoa, Arthropoda, Malacostraca, Decapoda, Varunidae. The coding region runs from base 1 to 1044 and encodes 347 amino acids.